This is a messenger RNA of Klebsormidium nitens, 999 nucleotides long. Lineage: Eukaryota; Viridiplantae; Streptophyta; Klebsormidiophyceae; Klebsormidiales; Klebsormidiaceae. The record is from the annotation of a GenBank genome assembly.
GAUCGUCCUGAAAGUUGAACAGCGAGCAAGCAGAUGGAGUCCUGCAUGCUGCCUCCGUGGAGCGACAUUUCGGAUCGAUGUAGGAACAUGUGUUACGCCCUCAGCCGAUUUGGAUGCUCUACUUAGAACCAUGAAGCCAGGGGAGCAGCUGUGCUACACCCGGCUUCUUCACCUCAGCCUGCACGAAGAGCAUGUCGUGUCUCGCAAGCGCUGGCAUGCAACCAUUGGUCAGCAAGUUGGGGGCCGCAGGAGCAGGAAGAUCAGCUGGCUACUGCCGCAGGUGCCCAUUGGGAACCUGUGUACGUGGGUGGUGGCGAUUGCGGUGCUGCUGCAGGUGGUGUCGUUCUACUUCAGUGGCCCUCUGUCUCUCACGCUCCUGGGCUGGUGCCUUGUUGCUGAGCUCCUCUGGAAACUCUCCAUUGUGCAGCAAGAGUCGGUGUUGGUGGUUCACUCGCUGGGGCUGCAGGUAGAGACCGUCUGGCUCAGCGGCCGCAUUCACCGAACCUUUCUGCCCAUGGACCGAAUCCGCGCCGUGAUCAUCAACGAGGCCGUCCAUAGCCACACCUCCUUCUUCUAUCUGGCCCUGCUUGUAAACGACAGCAGCGAAUUGACACUGAUUUAUCGGAAUCUACGGCCACCUCUCAAAGUGUUGACAGAGGUACGGACUGCCGUUGAGCGAGCUCUGCUCGUACAUGAGCAGGAGCAACAGAAAGAGCGGCCUGCAUCGAUGCCAGAUUGACUGUACUCAAUCACUGACUUCAUUAUAGCAUAGGACUGCAAAGAGUAGGCAGGCCCAGAAAAGCAUACAGUACGCAAGCGCUUGAGGACCAGUAGCGAUUGGUUCUCGAACGAGGAACGAGGAACGAGAUCAAGGUUGUCCGACUGCGAUAAGGAUGCAAUAUGUCGUCAAGUUAUAAAGCUAUUCAACGUCGGACUCCGGGUAAAGCCAAGCUGGUCAUGCGCUCUGCAGCAAAUUGCUCGACAUCACCGGAAUUAUAG